UGGGCUUUUGUAUAAAAAGCGUAGGACAUGCUUAUAUUACGACAGAAACGGCCAAUCUUAACCGAUAUACCAAGCGGCAACUGAUGAACCUCAGCUUUCCAAAAAUCCCAACAUUUUUUUAAAACACCGUUAAUAUCCGCUUCGACAGCAUUGUCAGCAUGUGGAAGACUCCGUCAAUCAGUGUUCUCCUUAUAUUUAUGACAUGUGUGAUUAGCUUCAACUCUGUCGAUACUGCCCCAUUGAUCGAGGAGACAGUCGAUGUUCUUUCUAACCCAAGACUUGAUAAGUCUCUGGGGCCUUCUUCAAGACGGCUUGUAUUCGAUGCUCCAGCUAUCUCGCCAUCUCUACCAAAGCCAUCACGAAAGCACUUGCAGAGAAGUCAGAAGUUGUACACUUCUCUGUUUCCAUCUUUUGCCUACGAGUCAACACCAAUUCAGACCCCAGCAGCUGUAGCCGAUGAUCCACCAACGAUCACACCGAAGGUUCGGGAGUUUUCAUUUGGUACUAAGCAACCUUUCCAGAGUGUGUUCAGACAGAGCGAGGCCUUCUCCUUUCCUCCUAUCCCGGACCUCCCGCCACCUCCUGAAGGCAAGGGCUGCAGAGAUCGGGCGACUGUUGGAGAACGUGACGAGCUAAGCGGUGAGGGACAGUUACCUGUGAUUCCAGAGUUUCCUGAAAUCCCCAGAUGGAUGCCAAGGUCUGCUAGUCACAAAGCACAGUUCGCCUUCAGUAGUGCUGAGAGGGUAUACUCGGGUCUAGAGGAUGGCACGAGCGGGAGUAACCAGACUAAGUUACAAUGAAUGAACGACGGAGAUUUGCAAGACUGUCCUGAAUUACGUGACACGCGACCGAUUGCUAAGAUGGGUGUGGUGUUCCUGUACAUCGGGGAAACAAGAGACGGUUUCAGUUCAAAUUGCUCACAUGUUCAGGAUUGUACCAAGUUUGGCUGUGCGUGAAACCAUUGGACAAUGUGUCUGGAUACGUGUAGUACUGUAUUUAUAAAAACAAAUAUUUUAAUGUUUACCGUUUACAUGUAUAAUUAUAGCGCAUUCCACAUUCCACUUGUAGUUAAUUCAGUUAUUAUAGUAACGUCUGUACGCAUAAUAGACCUUCAUCAUGCUGCCACCAUUUCAGUCAUGUUCCCUGUAUCCAAUAACAGUACUGAAUGAUAAUGUUUUUGUU
This is a messenger RNA of Patiria miniata (bat star), 1182 nucleotides long. RefSeq lists its product as uncharacterized. The record is from RefSeq and is a predicted model, not a curated record. NCBI's taxonomy places the organism in Eukaryota, Metazoa, Echinodermata, Asteroidea, Valvatida, Asterinidae. Bases 159 to 800 code for a protein of 213 amino acids. The transcript is spliced from 2 exons.